CCAUCGCUACACCUCCAAACGAUGUACGAAGAAACAAUGCGCCAAGAUCUCGUCGAAUCAACGACUCCCUCAAGCCAGCGAUACUUUCCAAAGACUCCAGCCCUACCGAGUUGCGCCAUUGGAUCGAUGCAUUUAAAGCGUAUUAUUCGUCCAACGACAUGGACGAAUUCAACAGGGAAGAAAGAGUUUCCUACUUCAAGAUUUUAUUAGACUCUGAUCUCAAAACCAGAAUCAUGGCGAAGAUGACGGAAAGCACCGACGUUUUCGGCGAGGAUGGCUGUCUUCAACUUCUCGAAAACGACUUCCUGGGUCGCUACCCACUGUUCUCCCGACGUCUCGACUUUUUCCAAUACCAGCAGCGAAACGGACAAGCCUUCACGGAUUUCGUCGCCAAAGCAAAGGAACUUUCCCAUCUCGCCGAUCUCGAGAAAUUGACCGUCGAGGAAAUCUUCGUCUUCU
Molecule: messenger RNA, 459 nt
Organism: Paramuricea clavata
Lineage: Eukaryota; Metazoa; Cnidaria; Anthozoa; Malacalcyonacea; Plexauridae
Source: the annotation of a GenBank genome assembly